Molecule: messenger RNA, 1359 nt
Organism: Colletotrichum spaethianum
Lineage: Eukaryota; Fungi; Ascomycota; Sordariomycetes; Glomerellales; Glomerellaceae
Product: high-affinity fructose transporter ght6
Exons: 4
Coding region: 1-1359 (452 amino acids)
Biological process (GO): transmembrane transport; carbohydrate transport
Cellular component (GO): membrane
Molecular function (GO): carbohydrate:proton symporter activity
Source: RefSeq, a predicted model, not a curated record
AUGUUCACUGCCGGCGCUUUCUUCGGUGCUGGUGCAGCUGGGCCGCUAGGAGACCGCCUGGGGCGACGAGGAACCAUUGUCACGGGAGCCCUGUUCUUCCUUCUCGGCGGGGGUCUCCAGACUGGCGCUCGCGACAUCCACAUGAUGUGGGUUGGUCGCUUGAUCUCCGGCCUAGGUGUGGGUGCUCUCUGCAUGAUUGUUCCGUUGUACCAGGCGGAGCUUGCGCACCCUAGCAUUCGCGGCACGGUCACAGCUUUGCAACAGCUCAUGAUUGGUAUUGGAGCGUUCGUCGCAACAUGGGUUGGCUGGGGUUGCUAUACCCAGCUCACCACCACGAGCGCGCAGUGGCGUAUCCCGUUGGCGAUCCAGAAUAUUCCGGCUCUUAUACUUGCUGCAUUGACAUUCAUGUUCCCCGAGAGUCCAAGAUGGCUCGGCGACAAGGGAAGAGACGAGGAGAUGCUAAAGACGCUGGCCCGCCUCCACUCCAACAACAAUGUCAACGACGCCUUCGUCAGGGCCGAGUACGAACAGAUCAAAACUGCGGUUGAGAUUGAGCACCAGCAGGAGGCAAGAUCGUACAUGGACCUCUUUCGGUCGAGGAGUUCAUUCCGCCGUCUGUUUCUUUGCUGUGCUAUCCAGGCAUCCGUUCAGAUGACCGGAGUCUCAGCCAUUCAGUACUACUCUCCUCGCAUCUUUGAGCAGAUUGGCAUUGCGACGCAAGACACCUUGAAGUACCAAGGAAUCAGUAAUGGGCUUGCCAUUAUCGCCCAGACCCUUGCGAUGCUACUCAUCGACCGCACCGGUCGUCGCUGGCCCCUCAUUGGUGGUAACAUUUUCAACUCCAUCACCUUCAUCAUCGCCGCGGUCCUCCUCGCCUUGUUCCCUCCAGGGGAAUCCAACAACCUCAGCGCUCAAUGGGGAUUCAUCGUCGUCACCUGGCUCUACAACUUCAGUUUCUCUUCCACAUGCGGCCCGCUGUCCUGGAUCAUCGUCGCCGAGGUCUUUGACACGAGGACUCGUUCAAAGGGAGUCAGUAUCGCCACAAUGGUAUCAUUCGCCUUCAACACCAUGAUUGGCCAAGUCACGCCUGAGGGCAUGGAAUCUGUAGGAUACCAAUUCUACUUCCUCUUCAUUGUGUGUAACAUCACAAACGCCAUCUUUUUCUGGAUGUUCCUGCCGGAAACCGCUCGCCGGCCUCUUGAGGAGAUGAACGAGCUGUUCAGCAGCGAAAGCUGGUUCGUUGCCGGAAAUACCAGCAAGAGGUACAAUGGCCAGGAUCUCGAGAGCCGACUUCAGGAAAAGGAGCAUGAUGUGUCAGCGGACGUGCACACUGAGAAUGCGCACGCCGGGAUGAAGUAG